This is a messenger RNA of Apis dorsata (giant honeybee), 3311 nucleotides long. Its product is annotated as neuronal acetylcholine receptor subunit alpha-7-like. The record is from RefSeq and is a predicted model, not a curated record. Lineage: Eukaryota; Metazoa; Arthropoda; Insecta; Hymenoptera; Apidae. The transcript is spliced from 12 exons. Gene Ontology annotation, molecular function: acetylcholine-gated monoatomic cation-selective channel activity; transmembrane signaling receptor activity. Gene Ontology annotation, biological process: chemical synaptic transmission; regulation of membrane potential; monoatomic ion transmembrane transport. The coding region runs from base 1020 to 2720 and encodes 566 amino acids. Gene Ontology annotation, cellular component: synapse; neuron projection; postsynaptic membrane.
AGGAACGACAUCAGUGGCGGUAGGCCACACAGAGCGCUAGCGCCAAAGAGAGCCGAGGCGGCGAUACCGCGCGGCGCUGCAGCCAAAUGAGAAUCAGUCCAGCGUUGGUCGCCGGCGAGAGCGCAUCUGACAACCCUGUGACAACAGAUACGGGGACGCUCGAGGACAUUUGGGGGAAACGGUCGGCAACAUCCGUUGGUUCGUGAUAACCAUCAUCGAUCCCGUGCGGAUCACAGAAGGAUGUUAACCGUGGUUUCAGCGUCACGGUGCUGACAGUCAGACGCGCUCUGAGAAUCGGCGGGGAUCGGACGGCGGCGCGGAAAAGCUCGGUUAUCGGGAAACUCGGUCGAAUGAGCUGGCUCACCGACAGACGGACGCGUCCGUGAGCCGUGCGACUCGUUUUCUCGUGUAUACCCAUCGCGACUCCGCGACUUGGUGCGGUCUGUUGCUUCUCUCGAAUUCGGGGGGGGAGAGAAUAUUCAUCGGUGGGUAAAGGCGUGAAGGGUUGGGUGGAAGAGGAAAAGGGGGUUGGAAAAAAAGGAGUUGUGUGAAAAUCGAGCCGAGCUAAAAGAGAGAACGAGUACAACGAGUGGAUAAGAGAGGAGAAGAGAUGUCCUCGAUGCCCAACGAUGCCGCACGAAGGCACAACCGAGGCGAAGCUUAGUGCGUGCAAGGUGUACGCGCGGCGAUACGCCGCAGGUGCACGGAGGCUGUCACGUGCCCCUGAUAGAGCGAAAACGAUGCCAUUGCCGUGCUCGAGGCACGUACGUUCAGGCGGACCCUGAGAGAAAACUGAAGACCUCCACGGUCGCAAUUUCAUUCGCGUAAACGUAAAUAAAUCUCAGUGCCUACGCAACACGGGAUCCAGCUGGUACCGUUCCUGUUCGACGCGUUCGCAGCCACGUGCGAGGACAACCGAAUAGUGAGGAGGUGGAGGAGGCGGAGAAGAAGCCGGUGGUGGCGGAGGUGGUGGUGAUCGAGGAAGGAGCGAACUGCUCCGAUUCCUCUAUCGCGCAAACAUGAGACGUUGGACUCUCAUGGCGGCUAUAGCCCUGGCUGCAUCGGGGCUGGUAAACGGCGGUUCUCACGAGAAACGGCUGCUAAACGACCUGCUGGAUACAUACAACGUGCUGGAGCGUCCGGUUGGCAAUGAGUCCGAGCCCCUCGUGUUGAGCUUUGGCCUUACACUAAUGCAAAUAAUCGACGUUGACGAAAAGAACCAAUUGCUCAUCACGAAUCUCUGGUUAAAAUUGGAAUGGAAUGAUGUGAACAUGAGAUGGAAUGUGUCAGAUUAUGGGGGAGUGAGAGACCUCAGGAUCCCACCACACAGACUUUGGAAGCCUGACGUUCUCAUGUAUAACAGCGCGGACGAAGGGUUCGACGGCACUUAUCCGACGAACGUCGUUGUGAAGAACAAUGGGACCUGCUUAUACGUGCCGCCCGGCAUAUUCAAGAGCACUUGCAAGAUAGACAUUACCUGGUUCCCCUUUGACGAUCAACGCUGCGAGAUGAAAUUCGGCUCCUGGACGUACGACGGCUUUCAGUUGGACCUGCAACUGCAAGACGAAGCCGGAGGUGACAUCAGCAGUUUCAUCACUAACGGCGAGUGGGAUCUGUUAGGGGUGCCCGGUAAAAGAAACGAAAUUUAUUACAAUUGCUGCCCAGAACCGUAUAUAGAUAUAACGUUCGUGGUGAUCAUCAGAAGGCGGACUCUUUACUAUUUCUUCAACCUGAUCGUGCCGUGUGUCCUGAUUGCCAGCAUGGCCGUUCUGGGAUUCACCUUGCCACCCGAUUCCGGCGAGAAACUAUCUCUAGGGGUAACCAUCCUCUUGUCCCUCACUGUGUUCCUGAAUAUGGUGGCCGAGACAAUGCCAGCGACUUCGGACGCCGUGCCUCUGCUGGGAACGUACUUCAACUGUAUUAUGUUUAUGGUGGCCAGCAGUGUUGUCAGCACCAUUCUUAUUUUAAAUUAUCAUCAUCGGAAUGCUGACACUCACGAAAUGUCUGAAUGGGUGAAAGUGGUAUUCCUUUAUUGGCUGCCUUGUAUACUUCGUAUGUCACGACCAAGUGAUAAGGAGGAGAGGGAGGCGCAAAAAUCUCAAAAACCGUCUCCAGUCACCGGUAAUUUAGUGACACGAAAAAGCAUCGACACAAGUGCCAGCAAGAGUCACGGUGACCUGGAGCUUCGUCAAAGGAGCAGCAAGUCCCUCCUAGCGAAUGUCCUGGACCUCGAGGACAACGCUCUGGCGUCCCACAAUAAUCUGUUGAACAACGUGUACAGUACCCCUGGCCCCCACCAUCACACGAUGGGCCAUGGGCACAGUCACAUACACGCGACCCCCCAUCAUCAUCACAGCCACGCUGCAACGCCGCAUCAUCAACACUCAACGCCACUGGCACACUCCUCUUAUCCGGCAGCGAUUCAGAUUGGUCACACGCCGCAUCAUCAUCCGCAUCCGCCAGAGACGCCUGGUCCUCAGGUCGAAACGAUACUUCAAAACGCGUGUUUCUGCGCCCGAAACGAGCUCAUGAUGAUCCUCAAAGAGAUUAAGAUAAUCACGGAUCAGCUGAAAAGCGAGGAGUUGAACACGAAGGUGACGAACGACUGGAAGUUCGCGGCGAUGGUGAUCGACAGAAUGUGCCUAAUCAUUUUUACUCUGUUCACCAUCAUCGCAACCAUCACCGUCCUACUGUCGGCGCCACACAUCAUCGUCACGUGAUUCAGAUAUGCUCAGACAACCGGCUUGACCGAGUCGGUGGUCGACGACGAGGAUCGUGUGUUGCGCAUCGGUGCGGACGGCGAGGGACGCGAACAGGACAGAGACGAUUACGAUGACGAUUACGAUUACCACGACUGUAACCACGUAUGGAUCCAAGCUAGGGAAAUUCGAGCAACGUUCAUAACCUGGAUGUCUCUCCUACGCUUAGACAUGCAGCUGAUCGGGGUGUCUCAAACCUCAGGAUCGUGUGUUACGCCUCGUUUCGGGUGAUCCGCACCGUGAUAGGAAGAAAACGAUGCGAGAACACUAGGCUCUUCGUAUUCUUUAUGAUAUACAUACUAUACAUACAUAUAUAUAUAUAUAUAUAUAUAUUAUAAAUAAUAUACAUAAAGAUAAGAGAUAUGUAUAUAUCUCGUCAUGUAGUUCAUUCGAAGAGGACGCCUUAGCGAGACACGUUGAAAAUGCGCCUACAUAACAGGCGCGUUAAAAGGAAACACUGACACAUAUACACAUAUACAUACACGCAUAUACGAACACGCAUGCAGGCCACGCCGAGGUAUCUGCAUCCCUGGCAUUCGUUGUGAUGAUAGG